Messenger RNA from Phalacrocorax carbo (great cormorant), 457 nucleotides. NCBI's taxonomy places the organism in Eukaryota, Metazoa, Chordata, Aves, Suliformes, Phalacrocoracidae. The record is from RefSeq and is a predicted model, not a curated record.
GGGCAAGGAGCGGUGCCUGGUCUCGCUGUGGCACGGGCGGUGAGGCAGCUGUGUCACCGGGAGAGGAGGGGACAGGCGGGACGUGCCAGGCUCCAGUGCACACCAGGCUCUCCUGCAGCAGUUCCCGGUCUGGGCUAGCCGUGAGCAGUUCCUGCGGCACAGCGCUGGGCGCCAGGAGAUGGACCCCCGGGCAGGGCAAGAGCCCAUCAAUGUGCUCGGGGUUGUCCUGGGUGUCGGGCUGGCCCUGCUGAUCGUGGUGCUUUUUGUCUACACCUUCGUCCGGUGGUACCAGAACGGCCAGUGCUGGCGCCGGCCUGACUUUGUCUUCAACCUCCACCACACCUGUGGGCUGGGGUCGGUGGCGGUGGAGCUGGUGCCGCCAUUCAGCAUCAGCGGCUCGCUGAGCGGGGCAGGGAGCGGCUACGUGCCCUUCCACGACCGGCGGCCGUGAGGUGGC